CACGUGGCGCGGUCACGCGGCGCUACCCGGAAGUGCGCCCCCAGGCGGGGCAGGCUGGGCGUGUGUGGGCCGCCGUCUGCGUCUGCAGCGCCGAGGAUGCUGUACUGCUCUUCCAUGAGCUGGCAACCGAGUCGGUCCACCGCAGCCCUUUCUGAACCUGUGGCUGUCUGAAAGCUCUGCUGUGCUCCUUGCCAAGGUAGAUGAUCUUGCCUCACCUGGGCUGGACAGGGAGGCAGGCAGAAUGAGAUGAAGUGUGUCUUGGUGGCCACCGAGGGUGCGGAGAUCCUCUUCUACUGGACAGAUGAGGAGUUUGAAGAAAGUCUCCGGCUGAAGUUUAGGCAGUCAGAGAAUGAGGAGGAAGAGCUCCCUGCCCUGGAGGACCAGCUUAGCACUCUCCUGGCGCCAGUCAUCAUCUCCUCCACAACGAUGCUGGAGAAGCUCUCAGACACAUACACCUGCUUCUCAGCGGAGAAUGGCAGCAGCCUGUAUGUCCUUCACCUGUUUGGAGAAUGCCUAUUCAUCGCCAUCAAUGGAGACCACACAGAGAGCGAGGGGGACCUUCGGCGGAAGCUGUGCGUGCUCAAGUACCUGUUUGAGGUGCACUUCGGACUGGUUACUGUGGAUAGCCAGCUCAUCCGAAAGGAGCUGCGGCCCCCGGAUCUGGAACGGCGUGUCCAGGUGUGGGAGCACUUCCAGAGCUUGCUAUGGACUUACAGCCAUCUGCGGGAACAGGAGCAGUGUUUCGCUGUGGAGGCUGUGGAGCGGCUGAUUCACCCCCAGCUCUGUGAGCUGUGCAUAGAGAUACUGGAGCGCCACGUCAUCCAGGCUGUCAACUCCAGCCCCGAGCGGGGCGGCGAGGAGGCCCUGCAUGCUUUCCUGCUCGUGCACUCCAAGCUGCUGGCCUUCUACUCCAGCCACAGUGCGAGCUCUCUGCGCCCUGCCGACCUCCUCGCACUUAUUCUCCUGGUUCAGAACCUCUACCCCAGCAAGAGCACAGUGGAAGAUGAUGAUGCCCAGCCUUCCCUACCGAGGCCCCAGAGAAGCCAGAACAUCCCUGUGCAGCAGGCCUGGAGCCCUCAUCCCACAAGCCCAGCCGGGGGGAGUUCUGCAGAGACGGAGACAGACAGCUUCUCCCUCCCUGAGGAAUACUUCACACCCGCUCCUUCUCCUGGCGAGCAGAGCUCAGGUAGCACCAUCUGGCUGGAGGGGGGCACCCCACCCACUGACGCUCCUCAGAUAGCUGAGGACACCCUGCAAACGCUGAUUCCUCAUUCCCCAGAGCCUUCCAGCCCCAGAAGGAUCUUUCUGGACACCAACAUAAAGGACAGCCAUUGCCCCAUGGCACCGCACACCAUGUACUGCCUGCCCCUGUGGCCGGGUAUCAACAUGGUGCUCCUGACCAAGGGCCCCAGCACCCCCCUGGCCCUGGUCCUGUUCCAGCUGCUGGAGGGGUUUUCCCUGUUGGAGAAGAAACUGAAGGAGGGGCAGGAGGCCGGGAGCUCCCUGCGGUCCCAGCCCUUUGUGGCAGACCUGCGCCAGAGGAUGGACAAGUUCGUCAAGAACCGAGGGGGGCAGGAGAUUCAGAGUACCUGGCUGGAGUUCAAGUCCAAGGCCUUCUCCAGAAGUGAGCCGGGAUCGUCCUGGGAGCUGCUCCAGGCAUGUGGGAAGGUGAAGCGGCAGCUCUGUGCCAUCUACCGUCUCAGCUUCCUGACCACAGUGCCAGGCCAGGGAGGCACACACCUGCCCCAGCACCUGCAGGACCAUGUCCAGAAGCUCAUGCAGGAAAAGCUGAGGGACUGGAAGGACUUUCUGUUGGUGAAAAGCCGAAGGAAUAUCACCAUGGUGUCCUACCUGGAAGACUUCCCAGGCUUGGUGCACUUCAUCUAUGUGGACCGCACGACUGGGCAGAUGGUGGCCCCUUCCCUCAGCAGCAGUGAAAAGACAUCAUCGGAGUUGGGCAAGGGGCCCCUGGCUGCCUUUGUCAAAACCAAGGUCUGGUCUCUGAUCCGGCGGGCGCGCAGAUACCUGCAGAAGGGCUACACCACGCUGCUGUUCCAGGAGGGAGACUUCUACUGCUCCUACUUCCUGUGGUUCGAGAAUGACAUGGGCUACAAACUCCAGAUCAUCGAGGUGCCCAUCCUCUCCGAUGACUCGGUCCCUAUUGGCGUGCUGGGAGGAGACUACUACAGAAAGCUCCUCCGCUACUACAGCAAGAGCCACCCGGCUGAGGCCAUCAAGUGCUACGAGCUGCUGGCCCUGCACCUGUCAGUCAUCCCCAUGGAGCUGCUGGUGCAGCAGGCCAGCCAGCUGGCACGGCGCCUGUGGGAGGCCUCCCACAUCCCCCUGCUCUAGGCAGGGCAGGUGGCCCUCGCAGUCUGCCUGUGCACCCUGUUCUGCAGCCUGUGCUAGAAAUGUUCCCCACACAAGAGCCGCCUCCUGGCUGUAGCAGCCAUCCUGAGGGUGGGGCAGGGUCCUGGGGUAACCCCAGGGUUUCUUAAACUCCACCCAGACCACCCUCUAUGCAGGGUGAUGACCAAACCCCAGAUCCUUCCCCUGGAGGAAGAGGGAGGCCCACGAGUUUCCGUUUGCCACCUUAGACAUCAGCUGCUGUGAGGCUGGAGAUGGCAGCGCCUCUCCGUUUCUCCCCAUGAGACAGGGAGGAAGUCCCCAGUGCCUAAGGCUGUCUGAAGACACUGACUCCCCCUUUUCUGCUGUUCUCUGCUAUUUCCUACCCCAGAUAAAAGGGGCUCAUUGGCUGGGUUUGAAUUCCAGCUCUGCCACUUCCUCUCUGCAGCUCUGGGCAAGUUUCUUAAACUCUAAACCUAUUUCCCCGCAUUCAAAGUGACAACACCUAUCUGAGGGUGGUUGUGAGGAUUACCGAACACUGGCAGGUGCCCAAUAAAUGUUGGUUAUUGUUGUCAUGUGAGCCCAACAUGCCUGUGCCUCUGGACCCUUUUGUUGGUGU
This is a messenger RNA of Cynocephalus volans (Philippine flying lemur), 2965 nucleotides long. It is a transcript of the gene HPS1, whose product is annotated as HPS1 biogenesis of lysosomal organelles complex 3 subunit 1. Bases 247 to 2352 code for a protein of 701 amino acids. Gene Ontology annotation, cellular component: BLOC-3 complex. The record is from RefSeq and is a predicted model, not a curated record. Gene Ontology annotation, biological process: vesicle-mediated transport; melanosome assembly. NCBI's taxonomy places the organism in Eukaryota, Metazoa, Chordata, Mammalia, Dermoptera, Cynocephalidae. The transcript is spliced from 20 exons. Gene Ontology annotation, molecular function: guanyl-nucleotide exchange factor activity.